Echinostoma caproni is the source of this 633-nucleotide messenger RNA. NCBI's taxonomy places the organism in Eukaryota, Metazoa, Platyhelminthes, Trematoda, Plagiorchiida, Echinostomatidae. The record is from the annotation of a GenBank genome assembly.
CACGUUCAGUCAAUUCAUGGUAUGGAUGAUCGUACCAAUAUUGGAAAAGGAAAACCAUCAGAUUAUGGAAUGGACGAAUCAAACAACGAAUUCACUGCAAAACUGUAUAAACAACGAUGGGUAAUACUCACAUUGUUUUGUUGGUGUUCCGCUUCGAAUUCAUACCACUGGAUACACCUGAACAUCAUAUCUGACAGAACACUCUAUCUGUGGAAUGCGAGUGUGCCUGGCAAUAGUGAAGAUAAGCGUCAAAUCGCACUCGAUUGGCUCUCCAUGGUCUAUUUGCUUACCUACAUCCCCCUGAUUGUUCCCGCAACCUGGCUUCUUGAUCGAUACGGAUUACGUGUCAGCACACUUCUGACGGUUGUGCUCAAUGCUUUGGGUGCUUGGGUCAAAUGUGUGGCUGGUAUCCUGGCCGUAGACCCGGAAAGCUCGAUCGCCAACACAUUUGGUGCUCGCAGCGCGUUUCCUCUUCUAAUGUUUGGUCAAACCUUGGAUGCAAUUGCUCAGGUUUUCAUCCUGGGAGUACCACCGCAGCUGGCAUCCACAUGGUUCGGUGAUCAGGAAAUAUCCACUGCUACAUCAAUUGGAGUACUGGCAAACCAGAUGAUUAAUGCUUCUUGUAUAAUUUGA